Molecule: messenger RNA, 720 nt
Organism: Thyridium curvatum
Lineage: Eukaryota; Fungi; Ascomycota; Sordariomycetes; Thyridiales; Thyridiaceae
Exons: 2
Coding region: 1-720 (239 amino acids)
Biological process (GO): protein import into mitochondrial matrix; protein folding
Cellular component (GO): PAM complex, Tim23 associated import motor
Molecular function (GO): protein-folding chaperone binding; protein homodimerization activity; adenyl-nucleotide exchange factor activity
Source: RefSeq, a predicted model, not a curated record
AUGCUGCGCCAAUCUCUCAUCAACUCUUCAAGAGCGCUCAGCGCCACCGUCAGAAUCGCUUCCCAGACACCUCUUGCCAGGACGCAAUUCCGGAUAGCAGCGCCAUUGGCCUCCGUCAGGACAGCACAGCCCACCUUGUCAAGAUGGUACAGCGACGAGGCCAAGAAGGAGCCGGCCAAGGAUGCCGCCGAGGAGCAGGCUGCCGCUGAGGGCGCCGGUGCUGAGGAGGCCGCCAAGAAGGAGCUCGAGACGAAGAACAAGGAGGUUCUCGAGUGGAAGGACAAAUACCUCCGCUCCGUCGCCGACUUCAGGAACCUGCAGGACAGGACCUCGCGCGAGAUGAAGCAGGCCCGCGACUUCGCCAUCCAGAAGUUCGCCAAGGACCUCGUCGACAGCGUCGACAACCUCGACCGCGCCCUCGCCAUGGUCCCCGAGGAGAAGCUCAACGCCGAGGAGAAGACGGGCCACCUCCAGGACCUCGUCAGCCUGUACGACGGCCUCAAGAUGACCGAGAGCAUCCUCAUGCAGACCCUCAAGAAGCACGGCCUCGAGCGCUUCGACCCCGAGGGCGAGAAGUUCGACCCCAACGAGCACGAGGCCACCUUCAUGACCCCCAUGCAGGACAAGGAGAACAACACCGUCUUCCACGUCCAGCAGAAGGGCUUCAAGCUCAACGGUCGCGUCCUCAGAGCCGCCAAGGUUGGCGUCGUCAAGAACUAG